Molecule: messenger RNA, 426 nt
Organism: Scheffersomyces stipitis CBS 6054
Lineage: Eukaryota; Fungi; Ascomycota; Pichiomycetes; Serinales; Debaryomycetaceae
Gene: DAD3
Product: Dad3p
Exons: 1
Coding region: 1-426 (141 amino acids)
Biological process (GO): attachment of spindle microtubules to kinetochore
Cellular component (GO): DASH complex; mitotic spindle
Source: RefSeq, a predicted model, not a curated record
AUGCAAUCGAAUAUAGACUAUAGCAAGUCCAGUUUGCUAUCUCCACUUGAGAGCCAGGUUCUCACCCAGUACCAAUUUUUGAAUUCCCAACUCAUUACGCUCAAUAACGAAAUCAGCAAGUUGACCCAUAAGUCCAAGCCCGAAGACACGGAUGAAGACACGGAAGAGUGGAGUCAGACACGUUCGACUGGAGUGGGACAUUUGUUAUUAGAUAACUUGAGAAAUCUUGAAAUGAAGAUAGGAUUGAUCCAUACUUUAUUCAAGGGGGCUGUGUAUGCACUUUUCCUCGAGCAGGACAAUGCUGAUUUGGGGAAGCAAGAGGACGAAGAUGAGGAACAGGAAGAGGAGGAGGAACAAGAAGAUAGCGAAGGAGAGGUGCUUGAUGUGGAUGCUGAUGUGACCAGAGACCAUAUCGAGGUAGAGUAG